GAUAUGGUUGUGGAACAGUGCACGCCCGACCCGUUCCCUCUAAUGUGGCCGAUAGUUGCCCCAUUUUGGGCAGAUGUCGAUACCAACAAUGGAGGAACUGUUUACUAUAGAGAAAUGACCAGACAUGUUGAUGUAAAAUUAGCUGAAUAUGUUGAAGGAAUUGUUCGAAAUCACGAAAUAACACAACCAAAUUUCGAACUGAUUUGGUUGUUUGUUGCAACAUGGGAUCAAGUGGCGUUCUACGGAUACUCUGGCCAACCACCAAUGAUUAAUAACACGUUCCAAGCGUUGCUGGUGACAGACGGAACAUCUUCGUUCGCAAUUUUUAACUACGGUGACAUACAGUGGACAACUGGAAGUGCUAGUGGGGGUAAAUUGACUGGUCUUGGAGGAAUACCAGCUCAGGUAUUAAACGAGAGGUCCGACUCUCAGGGUUUCGUUGGAACGCAAUCCUAUUUCAAUGAGAACUACCAAGAACUAGAGGGCGUCCUUCGAAAUUCGAACUACUGUAUAUUCAAAUUACAUUCAAAAGUCUGUGUGUGCCAUUAUAGAUACAAAAUUUUGUACUUCAACUCCAACCAUUGUCAGGCCGACUGAGGUGGUCUAAAGACCCUCCAUCUACAAAAAUCCUCCUCCUCGUUCCUUAAUUUCAAAUUACUUAAUUGGUAAUGACGAUGAUAAUGAUGAUGAUGAUUAUGGUAUUGGUAGUGGUUAUAAUGAUGAUGGUAGAGGUGAUAAUGAUGGUGGUGAUGAUGAUUAUGGUGGUGGUGAUGAUGUGGUGAUUCACGUAGCUUCAACAUACAUCAGAACUCCUCCUUUGGGACAUCCCUAUUAUUGGGACACUCUUAAUAAGGGGAUACU
This is a messenger RNA of Anneissia japonica, 861 nucleotides long. Its product is annotated as sushi, nidogen and EGF-like domain-containing protein 1. The coding region runs from base 4 to 597 and encodes 197 amino acids. The transcript has 2 exons. The record is from RefSeq and is a predicted model, not a curated record. Gene Ontology annotation, biological process: cell-matrix adhesion. NCBI's taxonomy places the organism in Eukaryota, Metazoa, Echinodermata, Crinoidea, Comatulida, Comatulidae.